AUGCACGGCUUCAAGCACAUUCCUGCGCACUACCUCGACUCCAGUGCUGUCGCGAGCAGGCUGCCUAUUCUGAAGCGGCGGCGCAAAAGCCUCAUCGUUGUCGCUGCAUUCAGCAUUCUCGUCUUGAUCUUUCUCGCUCACAGCACCACACUGCGCCAUGUCGGCGUUACCAACACCCAGCCAGGUCAACCACCCGCGCGGGUCCUCCCCCCAGGAAACCUGCACGUGCUGAUUCCCGCGGACAAAAAAGAUGUCAAUCUCUGCAAGACGCUGCUCAGCGCCGGCAUAGCUGGGUUCCCUACUCCCACGCUGAUCAACUGGGGCGCGCAAUUCACAGACAAGAACCUGGUGGCUGGGGGCUCGCACCUGGCCAAAAUCAGCGGCGUAUCCGCGUACCUGGAGAGUCUGGGUCCCGAGCGCGACAACGACAUUGUGCUGCUAGUCGACGGGUACGAUAUCUGGUUCCAGCUGCGGCCCAGCACGUUGAUCUCGCGGUUCCACGGCAUCAACAAGGCGGCGGAUGCACGGGUGCGCGCGAGCAUGGGGGCAAAAGCCAUGCGCAGCGAGGGCAUCAAGCAGGAAAUCGUCUUCUCGGCGCAGAAGAGAUGCUGGCCGUGGAAAAAGGAGGAUCCGGCCUGCGCGGCGGUUCCUGCAUCUUCGCUCCCGCAGUCCGUCUACGGCCCGCAUACAGACACCGACGUGGGGUUUGUCAAGAAUCCCAACCUCAGGUUUCGGCAGCGCUACCUGAAUUCCGGGGAUGCCAUGGGGAGGGUGGGCGCGCUGAAGAAGUUGUUCGGGCGGGCCCUGCAAAAGGCGGAUGAGGAUCCGAAUUUCGGGAGUGACCAGAAGAUCUUCAGUGGCAUUUUCGGGGAGCAAGAGGUUAUGCGAGAGGCUGUGAGGCUGAGACAUGGGAGUUAUUUGCAGCGGCUCAAGGAGUGGAUGGCUGGUAGGAAGAGUAUUUUCGGUGAGGGCACGGUGCGGCACUUGGGUGAGCAGAAGACGGGAGAGACUUAUGAGUUUGGGAUUGGGCUUGAUUAUGCGUCGUUGAUCGGGCAUCCGACUGUCUUUGCAGAAGACGACGCAGCGUGGAUUACGCAUAACAAUGCCGCUGGUAUCGCGGAUGCGUCGGCUGCUUUGAACGUCACUGCGCUGCCUAUCCGCGUACAAACACUUGCAGAGGAUAUCUCGUCGUCGCAACCACCGUUUCGCCCGGCCGUUCUCGCCCCAGACGCACACUUCGACAUGACCACGUCGUGGACCGAUGUCCCGCUGUACACCAACAUGUGGACGGCCGUAGUGCCUGGGCUCAUCCACCACAAUGCGCAUCGCGAUGGGAUGAAGAAGCUGCGAAAGACGUGGUGGGAUCGCCCGUGGUUCUUUUCACAUGCGCGCCGCUUGUACGAGUCGCACGUCAAAGGACCUGUGGCUCCUGUCGCAGUAGUCAGGGAUGAGGAAAUGGGUACAGAGCAGGCGUGGUGGAGUCCCAUUGCAGACAAAGGGGGGGCAAAGUCGGACAAGGGCGAGUGGCUGGGCUGGGGUGAGCUGUGUGGUACAUUUGAAUCAGAGAUUUUUAGGGAUGCUUGA
Messenger RNA from Exserohilum turcica Et28A, 1584 nucleotides. RefSeq lists its product as uncharacterized. The transcript has a single exon. Bases 1 to 1584 code for a protein of 527 amino acids. Lineage: Eukaryota; Fungi; Ascomycota; Dothideomycetes; Pleosporales; Pleosporaceae. The record is from RefSeq and is a predicted model, not a curated record.